This is a messenger RNA of Topomyia yanbarensis, 861 nucleotides long. RefSeq names its product ATP synthase subunit delta, mitochondrial (gene ATPsyndelta). Bases 229 to 714 code for a protein of 161 amino acids. NCBI's taxonomy places the organism in Eukaryota, Metazoa, Arthropoda, Insecta, Diptera, Culicidae. Gene Ontology annotation, molecular function: proton-transporting ATP synthase activity, rotational mechanism. The record is from RefSeq and is a predicted model, not a curated record. The transcript is spliced from 4 exons. Gene Ontology annotation, biological process: proton motive force-driven ATP synthesis.
CAUGUCAAAAAUCACACUUACCCCACUUACCUGACACUUUGACAGACCUUGCAGUUCGCGGCGGACAUUCUUCGUGGUUUCGUGAUUCUUUCGAUUGUGUGAAAAUCCACCCAUAAAAGCUAAAUGAAGUCAUUCAACUGAUCGUACCGCAUCAAUACUCAUCCAACGUAUUCUACCUUUUCUUCGAUUACAUAAUUUCCGAUAUUCCGACUUGCGAACGAAAGAAUCAUGUCUUUUGCACUGAGAAGCACCGCUCGUCUGGUCAGCUCGGUCCGCCCGGCAUUGCGAACCGCACCGGUUCGCGGUUAUGCUGACGAGAUGGCUUUCACCCUGGCCGCCGCCAACAAAGUCUUCUAUGAUUCGGCCAACAUCCGGCAGGUCGAUGUGCCGUCGUUUAGCGGUGCUUUCGGUAUUCUGCCGAAACAUGUACCCACUCUUGCCGUACUUAAACCGGGCGUGGUGACCGUGUACGAGCAGGAUGGUGCCGUCAAGAAGGUGUUCGUUUCGAGCGGAACCAUUUCGGUGAACGAAGAUUCCUCCGUUCAAGUGUUGGCCGAAGAGGCUCACCCGGUUGAAGAUCUGGAUGCUAGCGCAUGCCGGGAAAUUCUAUCCAACGCCCAGAGCAAACUUUCGUCCGCUUCGACUGAUGUGGAACGUGCCGAAGCUGCUAUCGCUGUGGAAGUGGCCGAAGCGCUUGUAAAAGCUGCCGAAUAAGUGCUAGUACUAACUGCCCAGCUAUUACCUGUAGAUUUGUUCCCUUAUGUGCAAACAACCAAUUUCGUUCGAUUAUUAUGGACAAUUCGAAGAAAGGAGUAAAGUCAAUAAAUUAAAGCAAAGUCAAACAGCGAGUUUAGAACACUA